Molecule: messenger RNA, 389 nt
Organism: Racocetra fulgida
Lineage: Eukaryota; Fungi; Glomeromycota; Glomeromycetes; Diversisporales; Gigasporaceae
Source: the annotation of a GenBank genome assembly
AACCAAUCUCGAUGAAUAUCCUCUAGGAAGUUUUUCAAAUACUUUGAAAUUUGUAGUUAAGGAUUGUGAUCCUACUACUGGCGAACCCAGUGAAGAAGGUUACGAAGAUGAAUAUCUGGUUGAAGAUGUUGAGUUAGUGACUGGGGACUACGUCCUCCCUACAUACAUAUCUGAUUUCCAAGGUGCCUGGGACAAGCUUGGUGAAGAUGGUCAAGUAGUCGAGACAUUUGCCUUGACUGCAGCAAAGAGUUUGAAAGCUGCCUGUACAACUCUAAUUGAACUUCUUGGAAUGAGUGCUGUCGAAAACACUGGGACACCACAAUCAUCAAGUGUACAUACUCUUUUACUUUCUGGUAUAUGUUUAGGCGGAGUGGAAGUUCUUGCCAAAA